AGAGUCCUAGCGUAGGUGCAUUCUUUGCACAUCAACAAGACCAUCAUCAACGCAACUGCACCUCGUGCAGCUCGUAGCAGGCACAAUUUCCGUGAAAAAGUGAGUCAGCUCCCUUGUGAUUGGACUUUCAUCAUGCCGGCUUCGAAGCCGGUACUCCCGAGCGCGGCCGUCAAGCCCGCAUCUGAGCCACCGAGAAACACCGUGGACUACAUCCCCAGCAAACUGAGCUACGACACGGCGAUCCCGAUAUCUAUUUUUGAGGACCGCAGGGAGUUCGUUGAGCGCUGCAAGCCGUACGACAUCAUCGACGGCCCCAACCCCCUCGAUGACGUGCACGAGGAGACUCAGCACCACAGCGCAGACGUCGUGAGCUGCACAUCCGUUGACACCAUCAAGUCUAAAAAGUCCUCCACGCGUAGUAGCCGCAAGCGUUCGCGGUCGCCUCUCAAAGGUGGUGUGAAAGCGUACUCGGUAAAGGAGGAAAGCGACCGCGAUAGCAGCACAGCAGCGGCGGCGCCCACUUUCCCUGUCUUUACUCGCCCGUCGCGUAGUGGCUGGGCGGCGGAGCAGCUGAGAGAUGGCCGUCCGUAUCAACUGCUGCGCUCUCGCGAUAUGGAGACACACGUGCGCUACGUGUUGGACGACUACGACUAUGACUGGUGUGCCGCACAGAAGCUGCUGCCGGAGGUGGUGCAGCGCGGGAUUACCUACCUGGAAUGGGCCUACGCGUCAUCGCUCUUGACCGCCGCCACGCCACACCUCGACGACCCGGCCGUAGAAGCGAUGUCACCGUUGACCUCUUCUGGCAGCAUCGCCGGUGCUUCAGCGGAGCAGCACAACGGCUCCGUGCCCGCCUUCAGAAACGCCGGCACCAGCGGAGGCGCACGCGGGGAGGCGAACGGUGCAGGUGUCUUUUCUCCUACCACGAAUGCGAUCGCACGUUUGAAUCAAGCGAAGCGCUCGAGUGAGCGCGCGAAGCAGGCGGCGGCGGCCAACGCGUCAGCGUUUGCGUGUGCGCUGUGCUCUAAAAGCGUCUACUUGCUGUCGCAGCAGCCAAGCUCAGACGGUGCAAGUGGAAACGGUGGAAGGGGUGCUGGUCGAGGUCGCGGAGGGCGGGGCAGAGGCGCCGCGGUAGCACGUGAGGUUUCUGGUUCAAAAGCCUCCUCCCAUUCCUCCGCCGCGGGUUCGAGCGGCGCGGCAUCGAAACAUUCCACCGCCGGCAGCCCCGCGGGGUCUUUUCCCUCGCACGAUGUGCAGCAUCAAGGACUGCGGUGUUGUGAGUGCGGCGUCGUCGCGCAUCUGCGCUGUUGGUUUCUAACCGAGCCGCCGCGGCUGCCGGAGGCAUGGACGUGCGAUGCGUGCACCAACUACGCACAGCACCGUAAGCGCAGCGCCGGUGUGUGUUGCGUGUGCGGUCGUGUGGGCGGUGUGCUGCUUCCUUACGUCAGCGCCGCCGCGGCUGUGAAGGACGAGGGCGAAAGCAGCGGUAACAACAACAGCAAUAAUCACAUGAGUGGCGAGCCGUCGUCGCAAAUGCAGUCACCCAUGCACGGUGGGCUCAGCGCGACACCGGUGGCGCAGUCGGACAUGGUGUGCCACGCUGUGUGCGCCUUGACCAUGCCGGAGCUGAGCAUUCAACACAAGAGCACCGUGCUGCGGCGCAACGGACUCGUUAAUAUGGAGGAGCGUCCGUACGUGUACGCGCUGCGGCGCGUCGGGAAGCAGAAGUACGCGAUGCAUUGCAUUUUCUGCGAGCACGGCGGCACCGGUCGGUGUGUGCAGUGCCACCACCCGCACUGCUUCGAGGCGAUGCACGCCUCCUGUGCGGCGGAGGCGCACACCGUGGACUGCCACACCGACGUUUCCUUGUCCCCAUCCACCAUGUAUCCGACUGGCAGCGGCGUGCAUGGUGCGACGGUGGAGGCCAUCAGUGGCCCGUGCUCUCCUGGGGGCUUUUCGCUUCACAACAACGGUGGCACUGGUGGGGCAGCGGGUUUGACGGCGUGCUGGACGAGCUGCUCCACCUACUGUAGGAAGCACUACGGGUACUCGGUCAGCAACUCGGCGGGUUCGGCCGCCCUGGGCGACAAGGCGGAGGCCGAGGCGCUGGCGCUGGAUCUGACGGGGCUGUUAACGGGAGGGGACGGCGUGACGUCACCGGUGGUGCAGAAGCGCGGCCGUGGCCGACCGCCGGUGAUGCUCGUGCAGCAGCGCGUGGCGGAGCGGGACCUAAUCGAGCGGCUGCACGCCUACUGGCUCGAGCGUCGCGAGCAGCGGCGGCGCUCCUCUGGGCAGCUUGUCAGUGAAAUCAACGCGCGGCUGCGGCACGUCGUGGAGGCGGCGCUGCGGCCUGAAAUUGUGAAGGUGUCCGCAGACAAGGUGCGUCUCUCGCACUUUUUGAGUCUCGUGCCGGAGUGGCAGUGGCAGCUCGUGGCGAUCGUGGAGGGGGAACUGCCGCUGCCCGACGAGGAGUACGAUGACGUGCAGAAGUACCGGAAGGUGGCGCACACGCGACGCUCCGGCAACACCCGUAGUCUGUACGAUCGCAUGUCUGUUGCAGCCACGCAGUUGAAUCUGAUGUGCCGCAUUACGACGGCCAUGACGCACGAGUGCCAACUGCGGCGCACGAGCGCAGAACUGGAGCUGGACUCUCUUCGCAAGCUGUGUAUGUGGAGGUGA
Molecule: messenger RNA, 2679 nt
Organism: Leptomonas pyrrhocoris
Lineage: Eukaryota; Euglenozoa; Kinetoplastea; Trypanosomatida; Trypanosomatidae
Exons: 1
Coding region: 133-2679 (848 amino acids)
Biological process (GO): regulation of transcription by RNA polymerase II
Source: RefSeq, a predicted model, not a curated record